This is a messenger RNA of Trachemys scripta elegans, 1054 nucleotides long. RefSeq names its product integrin subunit beta 1 binding protein 1 (gene ITGB1BP1). The record is from RefSeq and is a predicted model, not a curated record. NCBI's taxonomy places the organism in Eukaryota, Metazoa, Chordata, Testudines, Emydidae. Gene Ontology annotation, biological process: negative regulation of substrate adhesion-dependent cell spreading; negative regulation of focal adhesion assembly. Gene Ontology annotation, cellular component: lamellipodium; ruffle; cytoskeleton. Gene Ontology annotation, molecular function: integrin binding.
CCCUCCGCUUCCGGGGAGCCGGGCCGCCCACACUUCCUGUCCCGGCGCCUGCGCGCGGGCGGGGCCCGACAGACGCGCGUUCCCGGGGCAGGGAGUGUGGAGGAGCCGUGCUGGGUCCUGGGCGGAAGGCGAGUCCCCGGCGGGUUCCGAACCCAGCCGCUGCGCAUUUUCUUUGAUCCAAUUAUGGUGAAAAAAUGUUCAGAAAAGGGAAAAAGCGACACAGCAGCAGCAGCUCCCAAAGCAGUGAAAUCAGUACUAAAAGCAAGUCUGUUGACUCUAGUCUUGGUGGACUUUCCAGAUCUAGUACUGUCGCUAGUCUAGAUACAGACUCCACUAAAAGUUCAGGACAAAGCAACAGUAAUUCAGAUACCUGUGCAGAAUUUAGAGUUAAAUAUGUUGGUGCCAUUGAAAAAUUGAAACUUGAUGAGAGCAAGAGUCUGGAGGGGCCAUUGGACUUGAUAAAUUUCAUAGAUGUGGCACAGAUAUAAAACCAUGAACAGUUCAUUUUAUACUGCACAUGAAGUUUGUACCAAAUAGUGUUUUGUACAUGAAUGUAAAUAUUGCAGGAUUGCAAAAUAAAAGUUGGACACUUUCCUCAAAUACUCUCUAUGAAACUGUCAAAGCAUUGAGGGCAUCUUUGUUUACAUAGCAUAGUUUAGAACACACAACAGCAGUAGUCAAAUGGGAAUGUGCAAAUGCUUAUGAGACUUGACUUAUCUGCAUAUCAGAGGUUGUAUGUUGCUCUGGAUUACAGUGGGGGCUUAUGCAGACUUAUUGUAACAUGACAUGACAUCUUGAUUUUUGUGUGGGGCUGUGUCAAAAGCAUAGCUUUCUCAUAAGCAAAUUAGAGAAAUAUAGUCUAGAUGAAAUUCCUGUAAAGUUGGUGCAAAACCAUAUUCAGAGUAGUCAUCUGUCAAAUUGGGAGGAUGUGACCCAAAAGAUUUUGUGCUGCUCUAGUCUGUUUUAUAAGCACAGCACUGAAAGCAUUGCUUUGCCACCAUUAACUGAAAAUAGGGGGAAAACUGAAAUAAAAUUAACUAGGUUGGUAAAAAAA